Molecule: messenger RNA, 2460 nt
Organism: Closterium sp. Yama58-4
Lineage: Eukaryota; Viridiplantae; Streptophyta; Zygnematophyceae; Desmidiales; Closteriaceae
Source: the annotation of a GenBank genome assembly
AUGGCAUGGUUGCCUCGCAGUGAGCUCGUUGCCGCGAUUCUACUCGCUGCCAUCGUAGCUGGCACUCUCUGCGUUUCGGGGCAAACUAACAACCCGUUAGGCGAGGUGCUGGGGGCGUUGGCAUCGGAGUGGGGCAACGAGGACCUAGCAUCCAUCACAUGCCAGGACUCCCCGGAUAUCCUCACCUGCAACGACCAGGACCAAGUGGUUGCCUUGCAGCUGAAUGGAGUCGCCAACGACCCACUGGUCACCAUACCUGCGCACAUAGGCAACCUCACUACCCUCACCUACCUGAGCAUGGUGGACAACUCGCUCACUGGCUCUGUGCCAGAAUCAUUCAGCAAGCUCGUUCUGCUGCAGGCUUUAGAUGUGAGCAACAACUUGAUAACACAGCCCCUCAAUGCUAUCAUGACCCUCACUUCCCUCACCUACCUGAAUAUGAGUAAUAAUUUCAUCAGCGCACCACUGCCGCCAGGAAUGAGCAACCUGCUAUCGCUCGAGUACCUGGACUUGAUGAGCAACAGCCUGGACAAGGUGCAGGCCCUCUCCUCCCUCACCAACCUCAAAUACCUGAGAUUGGAAGAAUGCUGGAUAGAACCUGCACCUCUAACGAUUUUCGCCCCGCUGGUGGCGUUGCAUUACUUGAAUUUGUUUAACAACUCGUUUGAAGGCUCUCUUUCUGGCCUUACAUCACUCUCUCGCCUCGAACACCUGGACUUGGCGGACAAUUACAUAGGACCCAACAUACCAUCCACUUUAUCCCAGCUCUCCGGGCUCUCUUACCUCGAUCUUUCGCUCAAUAGUCUGAGUGGCCCCAUCGACCCCAUCACAUCUCUCACUGCACUGCAAGUCCUGGUACUAUACACCAACCCUCUCUCGGGCUCUUUUCCUGAGUCCAUCUCACGACUGUCUCGGCUUACUUUUCUGGAGAUCAGCGGGACCAACUUCACAGCCACCCUUCCCGCAUCCCUUGGCCAGAUGACCACUCUCAGACAUUUGGGCUUGGAUCGCACAACAAUGGUGGGGUCGCUGCCUGCAUCCCUGGGCAACCUCACGCGUCUUACUCAGCUUUUGUUCGAGCCUCUGAGUAAAACGGUGGGCCCCAGGUGUGGCAAGGAAGGAGCGUGCGUGGUGAAUCAGAGUGCCUUCACGGCCUUCUGUGCCGCUUGCCCUGACUUCUGUCUGACCUGCACGCUCCCGGGCCUCUGCACCGGUUGCAAAGUUUCUGAACCCCUGCAAGAGCUACCUGCAGGAAGCAACAGCAGCGGCAGCAGCGGCGGCGGCGGCAGCAGCGGCUUGUCUACGGGAGCGAUCAUAGGCAUCGUGUGUGGGGUGGUGGUGCUGCUGCUCGCACUGCUGCUCGCCAUUCUCUUCUUUCUCUUCAGGAGGAAGAAGGUAUCUCGCUUCGGUGCGCUGGCCAAGGGCAUGUGCGUGGAGUAUACAAUGAAGGAGAUGCAGCAGGCCACCAACAACUGGUCGGAGGAGAACCUGCUGGGGUCGGGGGGCUAUGGCGACGUGUACAAAGGCGUGUCUCCCGACGAUGGCACCACGCUGUGGGCUGUGAAGCGCGCCAAAGUGAUCACCAACGACUUCCAGCGGGAGGUGAGCGAGAUGGCAUCAAAGCACCACCCCAACCUAGUGCGGCUGUUGGGCUACGCCACAUGUGGUGACCUGCGGGGACGCAUUGAGCAGAUUCUCGUCUACGAGUUCAUCUCCAAUGGGGAUCUGCACAAAUGGCUCGGUUCAGAUGCUCCCUCGCCCCUCACGUUGAGGCAGCGGCUGGAUGUGAUAGUGGGAGCAGCGCGCGGGUUUGAGUACCUGCAUGGCUUUGACAUCGUACAUCGCGACAUCAAGCCCGCCAAUAUCCUGCUGGAUAGCAACAUGCAGCCCAAGGUGGCUGACUUUGGUCUCGUGCGAGUGGAGGGGGGUACCACAGUGCAAGCCACGCGAGUGAUGGGCACACCGGGCUUUGUGGACCCGGCUUACUCCCACACACACAAGGCCACUCCUGCGACUGACGUGUACAGUUUUGGUGUUCUCAUGUUGGUAGUGAUCACGGGCCGGCAUGCCACCUUCGACGAGGACAGCCUUUUAUGGAACAUUCUUGACUGGGUCCAGGAGAAGCUCAGCCAGGGGGCAAUGGAUGAAAUCGCAGAUCCUCGCAUGGGCCCCGCUCCUCCAGACGCCCUGCAGCGCAUGGCAGACCUGGCGGUGCGCUGCACGGCCACCUUCACUGCUGACCGCCCCUCCAUGGGCCGCAUCGCCCAGGAGAUGGAGGCUCUACGGGCCGAGGUGUGCGGUGGCGAGGAGGAGGUGAAUAAAUCUUACAAGAAGGUGGAUGCUGAGUUAAGGGAGAAGAUGCAGCAUCAGAGUCUGAUUAAUGAGGACAAUUUGAACGAUGCACUUGAGUCGAUUCCGUCAUCGAGAGUAGGUGAUGCAGGAGGGACAUGGGGAGUGUGA